UUCGUUUUGCUUAUAUUCAUUUACCAGCUGAUAUUUUUCACAAUUUAAUGUUAUUAAAUAUCAUUAUAGUACUGGUCUUACGUUUGGUGAGCCAUUUUUAUUUUAUUAAAUAGAAAUAAUCCCAAAAUGAACAACAAUACAGUUAUUCUAAGUUUGGAAAAUCCGACAUUUUCUACGUAUCUCAUAGUUUCCUCAUUGCUAGUGUUGAAAAUGAUGGGACUAAUAGUUUUAACUAUUUAUCAUCGGAUUACCAAAAAAAUAUUUAUCAGUGAAGAAGACACCGCUAUGUCAGGAGGAACGGUAGGAUCAGACCAAGAUAUAGACAGAGUGAAAAGGGCUCUUCAAAACGACUUAGAGAACAUUCCAGCUUUCCUGGCGAUCUCAUUGGCGUACCUUUGGGUUCCGGUUCCUGACUGGGCCGUCCACAUUUUAUACUACGCCUUCCUGAUCCUCAGGUCACUCCACUCUUUUGUUUACGCCGUCUACGUGAUUCCCCAGCCUACUAGAGCACUGUGUUUUGUUUUGUCCUUUGCCAUUUUAGGAUAUAUGUGCUCCCACGUUUUUGUUUAUGCUUUUUCAGUGGGCUAUUUUGCAAAAUAAAGAACUAUUAAAUAGUACCGUAUGAUCGAAUAAAAAUGGCGUCAGCGAUGGCUAUGAAAUGAAGAUUGCUGUCAUUUUAUAUGUAAAAUUAUAUGGGAAAUGUCAUCGAUCGUCAUUUCCAAGCCAACUGGACGCCAUUUUUUUGCGAUUAUACGGUAGUAUAUGUACCUAUUUAGGUACAUACUAAUGUAUGUACCAAUUGGUAUAAUGUAUGUACCAAUGCAAUGGUAUAUCAAUUAAAGAAAUGCAUGAAUUUAUUCCAACCUUAUAAAAAUGUUUAAUAAUAUAUAA
This is a messenger RNA of Sitophilus oryzae (rice weevil), 891 nucleotides long. Its product is annotated as microsomal glutathione S-transferase 1-like. The record is from RefSeq and is a predicted model, not a curated record. Gene Ontology annotation, cellular component: membrane. Lineage: Eukaryota; Metazoa; Arthropoda; Insecta; Coleoptera; Curculionidae. Bases 127 to 600 code for a protein of 157 amino acids. The transcript has 3 exons.